Cucumis sativus (cucumber) is the source of this 3092-nucleotide messenger RNA. RefSeq lists its product as uncharacterized. The coding region runs from base 544 to 2640 and encodes 698 amino acids. Lineage: Eukaryota; Viridiplantae; Streptophyta; Magnoliopsida; Cucurbitales; Cucurbitaceae. The transcript has 9 exons. The record is from RefSeq and is a predicted model, not a curated record.
AUUAAGAAGGGAUGUUGGUUGCAAGAAGCAACCGCUAGAUUUGUUCGCACCCGAUCCACGCGGUGAACUUCCAUGGCCACUACUCUUCUUCUUCCUCCGAGAUCUCUUCCCUCUGCUUCUUUCUUCUUCUUUUCUCCAAUGGCGGGAACCCAAAUUAUUACCAGAUCCCAAUUUAUUACCAACCCCCUUUCUCCUUCAUACCUCUUUUCCUUUGCCACGUUUCUUUCUCUCAUUUUCCACACGCUCGCCUUCUAACCCAAGCAAUUCUUUCGAUUUCAUCAACCCUUUUCUUUCCCAAUCCCCUUCUUAUUCGCUCAAUUUCAUUCCCUUUUCCCCUUUUCGGGAAUGAAGUUUUUCGCUGUUUGUUUCCUUUCGUUAUGGACUCUCUCUCCCCUGUUUAGCUUCUUCUUAAUUUAAUUCUCAUGUUUUUCUCUUUCUUUCUAUCAUGCGUCCCAUGUGUUUUUGCGCCUUUCCGAUUUCGGUUUUGUUUCUGAAAGUUGUAAUUGGUCGUGAUUUCGAAUUUCGGAUUCUAGCUUGCCGUUAAUGGGGAAUGCUGAUGAUGUUCGUUCUGUAUUUCCUUUGACCAAUUUGCAAAUCGGCGACCUGCAGUCUUAUCUCUCUGAUCUUAGCCUCUUCUUGGCACCUGAGAGUAAAAGGUUUUAUAUCUUGGUGGACAAUCGGCCAUGGUUGAGAGAAUUUGGUUCACGGCCUGCUCGCUUAUGGCAGCUGAUGGUUACGAAGUCGAGGCUUUCUCCUUUUGCAAUUAGGAAAGUGCGGAAGGAUAGAAAUAGUGAACGGGUGGCCUAUCAGAGACCCAAAAUUACUAAACCAAAGAAGCUUUUGCGGUGGUUCCCAUUGGUCAAUGCAGUAACAUUGUCUAGAAAGAAACUUCUACUUCCUAUGCCUCCGGUGAAGAACCUUAGAAAAUCUUUUGUCCUUAACAAUGAACUGCAUAGAACAUUGUAUGGUUUUAUUGUUUUUGCAGUUUCAUGGGACAAUGUUAGAGGUAUAAACUACUUCAAUGAGCUUCAGACAGAUACCUCUGUCGCCAUAGAGGCUAAAUAUAUGCAACGAUGGGAAUUUGAUUCCAUAUCUCAAGCUGCAGCAAGCAUGUCUACUUGGUUCUUGGGUUCACCCACCGAUGGGAAACUGUUGAAAAAGUAUUUGGAGUCAGUUACAGGAGAAAUUUUUUACGAUGCAUUAGAUGAUUUCCACGAUGUUGAAGACAGUUACCUCAAUAGCAUUCCCAUUAUGGAGGACGAAAUUAUCUCUUACAAAAACUUGUACAUGAAUAAUGACUUUCUGGAGUGCGCUGAUGAUGAACUAAACCUACAUUCUACCACUGCAAAAGACAGCACGAAUACACUACAGACACCUCCUCCGACUGGUCCUAACAAGAGAAGAAAAGUAACAAAAUUUAUUGUCUCACAGAAUGAAGAUGAUACCUAUCUGGACGAGAGGAAAAACCGAGUUAUUGAUUUGGCUAGUGUCCCAGAGAAUCAUAAUAUUAAUUGUCAAGAUGUAGUUGAGGCCACACAAUACAAAGAUGUUUUAAUUUUGUUUAGGUUCAAUGAUCGGGACCUUCCAUUCAAGUUAAGGCAAGUAAUAAUGCCGGAUCUACGGUUGCUCACCCUGUUAGAAGCUGGUCUUCCAUCCUGGGUUAUCUUCCUUCAAUCUUACCCCGUGUUUUGUCAUCUCUAUCGUCCUUGGAUGUGCCCUCUUGCUAGGGCUUUAUACGUGCUGGUAUCAGUUAUCACAGUUCUCAUAGGAUUUUAUGAUUUAUACAAAAAUGUCCCACUUUUGAAGGCAGCAGCUUCUCGUUUGUGUGGACCCCUUUUGGAUUGGAUAGAGACUUGGGAGAUGGUAUCGAGGAUAAAAUACUUGGGAACAAUGCUGUUCUUACAUAAUUUUGAGAAAGCUGUUACGUGGUUUCUUACUAUUUCACGUACUACACGUUCUUUUCUUUCAAUUAUGGCUCAACCAUUGGCAGGUCCUAUCAUGGAACUUGUAGGAUUCCUACUUCCUGUUGGUAGUACUUUUAUCGAAGUUGUUGGGAACUUCUUUUCUGUGAUCUGGGAUGUCAUUGAAUUUUGUUGCACUAUGGUUGUUGACUCAAUUGAGUUGUUGUUCAUGCCAGUAUGGUUCAUUUUCUCAACUGUCUGGAGCUGUGUAACAAUGAUUUUGCUUCCUAUAUUGUGGAUCAUUUCCAAAAUCCUGUAUACUCCAAUUAGAGCCGUCCUUUCAUUAGCUAGUUUCAUCACUUACAUAUGCACCAGCAUUUAUGAUAUGUUCGGAGACAUACAAAUUUUUCUCAGUAGCGUUUUUCAAGUUGCUUCAGUUUCGGAGGCAACAGUCACUGCUUCUGAGGUUUCUGUUUGGCGCACACUUUGGAAUGAUCUCUUCUCCCAGGUUUUCCGAGCUGUUCGAAGUAUAUUAAAUGGAUUUGUUGCCUUCUUCACUGCUUGCAACAGACAUCGGCUCAGCAUCUAUAAUCAUGUACAGGAAUGUUUUGAAAGAUUAUCUGGACGAAUGAGAGGCUCAGAGCAGGAAGCAAGCAGCAGUAGACACAUAUAUAUGCCCCACCGCCUGACUAGUAUAUAUGGACAGUCAACGGAAACGUGCAAAGUUCACACGGAUUAGAAAUCUGUUGGUUUAAGCAGAUGAUUGGGACACAUGAGAUACAUUUCCCCUUGUGCAUAUUUAGUGCGUCUUAGUCGAAGGACUCAUGUCACAAGCAGCAUGUCUUAGCAGCGGACAAAGCAGUCUAUAAUUGCAUACUGUACAAAGUAGCAUUUAUUUUUCCUUUUCCUAUUUCAACAACAACAUCGAGCUGGGGGAUUCAAACUUCUUUUUGAACUCUUUGUAUGCCUAAACUAGUUGAGCUUAGGUUGACAGAAUAGAGUUGUAAAUCUUUAUACCUUUGGUCCUUCUCAUUACCAUUCCUCAAAAUCGAGAUCAGUUCUACUCUCCCUUCUGGGGAUGACGUAUACUUGUAAAUCUCUGGAUGUAAAUAAAGUGUAAAAUUAGUGUACAGAUUUUCCCUUUUAUUUCAAAUAUAUGUUGGGUAUACCAUACACCUAUCAGCACAGAAA